Messenger RNA from Daphnia pulicaria, 932 nucleotides. RefSeq names its product alpha-ketoglutarate-dependent dioxygenase alkB homolog 6-like. The transcript has 5 exons. The coding region runs from base 218 to 853 and encodes 211 amino acids. NCBI's taxonomy places the organism in Eukaryota, Metazoa, Arthropoda, Branchiopoda, Diplostraca, Daphniidae. The record is from RefSeq and is a predicted model, not a curated record.
UGCUCACUCCCGUAUAGUCCCGUAAUUACGUCGUCUGCUAUUCAAGAUUUUUAUGUUUGUUUGUUUUUUUCAUAAAGGUCCUGUCUAAUUCGCUGUGGAAUUAGUGAAUUACAUUUUAUGCCGGUUGGAUUUCCUCAGUAUCAUUGAUCAUAUAUAUUUUAUUGUUGCAUUACUUAGUAGUUAGGCUACUUGAGAUUGUUUUCAAGAAACGACGGCGAUGGAAAUACAUCGGCUAGAAAAGUGUCCAAGUAGUGCAUAUUACAUUAAAGAUUUUCUUACUGUGGAAGAAGAGGUGUUCUUAUUGAAGAAUGUAUACAAUGUUCCUCAAACAAAAUGGACUCAGUUAUUAAGAAGAAGGCUCCAAAACUGGGGUGGUGUUCCUCACCCUAAUGGUAUGAUCCCUGAAGCUAUUCCACAGUGGCUUCAGACAUGUAUAGACAAAGUAGUGGCACUGAAUGCAUUCUGUGAUGCUCCAAACCAUGUAUUGAUAAAUGAAUAUAAACCAAAUGAAGGAAUAAUGCCCCAUUUAGAUGGACCACUAUACUCUUCAACAAUUGCGACGGUGAAUCUUGGCUCUCACACAGUACUAAAUUUCUAUGAUUCGAAAGACAGAGAAAAGGUUUCAUUCUCGUUGUUUCUGGAGCCACAAAGUUUAUUAGUCCAACAAGGGAAUAUUUAUGAAACCUAUUUACACGGAAUCGAUGAAAAAUACGAAGACAUUCUUGACAACUCAAUUUUUAAUGUGCCUAGCAAUUACCAGAUGAAUCAGUCUUUGAAGAGGGAAACACGUGUUUCUCUUACAAUAAGACAUGUGCAGAAAGUAUCAAAACUCAAGAUAAAAUUGGGGAGAUGAGAUUAAUGAUAAAUGUUAUGUUGAAAUCUUCUUCAUUCAGUUUCAUGAAUCUAAAAAUAAAUACACAAUGUUAAUAAGG